Molecule: messenger RNA, 797 nt
Organism: Saitoella complicata NRRL Y-17804
Lineage: Eukaryota; Fungi; Ascomycota; Saitoellomycetes; Saitoellales; Saitoellaceae
Exons: 1
Coding region: 247-711 (154 amino acids)
Source: RefSeq, a predicted model, not a curated record
GACACAUUCGAUACCGAUACCACAAACGCAAACUUUGUGGCAUUUAUACCUCAGUCAAGUUGGAUAACUAAACCCCGCUUCGACUUUACACAACUACAAGAACAACAGCUUCGAUAGCUCGUUGUUUCGUCCACUCUCUAGCAACACACACACACACACAAUCGAGGCCCGUCGGCAAUCUCUCUUUUUUUCUUACGCAUAUAGCGUCAACGACUUUCUCCACAAACGACAACUUGAUACAAACGUAUGGACGAUAUGGUUUCAAAUCAACUUCUUCUCGCGCUUCUCAUUACGCUCAUUACCCUCCUUCUCCUCGCCGCAUCCCUCUACACCAUCCUCCGCCUCAUCAAGUCUCGGCGCGUUACUUCAUCCACUGCACCCCUUCUACCAACUCAUGCACAACUCAAUUCAAGUCCCGUAAUGCAACAUCAUGCAUUCGCGAUUAAUACGGAUACAGUCCGUUCUACGACUACGGUUUCUGGACUACAGGUCCCUGAAAUUAGGAUCACGUUCCCGGAGGAGGAGAACCUCGUUGAUGAGGCUGGGAAUAGAAGGAGUAGGACGGUGAUUGUGCAGGUUGGGGAGAGUGGUGCGGCGUAUGUUAGGUCGCCGCCGGUGUAUGGGAGGGAAGACGGGUUUGAGGAGAUGAAGGUUGAGGAAUUGGGUGGGUUGAAGGAGAAUGUUCGUGAGGUUCCUGCUGCUGCGGCAUAGGAAGUUUGAGCAUGAAGCAUGUUGGUUGGAAGCGAAGCUGGAUUUACUUGACAAAAUUCUGGGGUUGGGUUCUUGACUUUUCUGAU